This is a messenger RNA of Danio rerio (zebrafish), 1885 nucleotides long. The record is from RefSeq and is a predicted model, not a curated record. Lineage: Eukaryota; Metazoa; Chordata; Actinopteri; Cypriniformes; Danionidae.
UGCCUAAAACUUGUGUGGUUCUGCGGGCCUGCAGCUGGAUAUUAUUGGGUAGUUUGGGUCUGCCUCCAUGUCUGCAGCCUCCCCUUCCUCUCCUCAGAGCGCCACCCCAAACUAGCGAAAGCUGUUGGAGAAACUCAAUACAAAAACAACCGUAAGAAUAGUUGAACCAUUACACAUAAAUGUGAAGAAAUUGCAUAAAGUGAAUGCUACAUUUUCGUUUAAUCUUGUGAUUACGAAAUAACUGUAAAAGUUAACGCGCAUGACCUUACAUAUAUACAACUAUUUUGCCUUUUUUCAGUCAUCCCUAAAUCCUCCUUGAUAUCUGCAACUCGAGUACAGCAUGUUUUUAGGGUGCAUUUUCUGCCUCUCUCUGAAUUUGUUCUUUGCGAUUGCACAAAGAAUCAUCAUCUAGUAAUACCGAUGGCAUAAACCCUGAGAUGUCAAAACUUCUGGACAGAAUGAAAUACAUUGCUCAAAGCUGCAAAGACAUCCGUGACAAGUACCAUGUUACUGAGGAUGGCCUGUACUAUCUGAUCUCUUCAAGAGGAGUCCUUUACCAGACGUUCUGUGACAUGACCACUGCAGGCGGCGGCUGGACGCUGGUGGCCAGUGUUCACGAAAACAACAUGUAUGGAAAGUGUACAGUUGGUGAUCGCUGGUCUAGUGAACAGGGCAGCAAUGAAAACCGGCCUGAAGGUGAAGGCACAUGGGCAAACAAAGUCACAUUUGGAGCCGCAGAGGCCGCUACAAGUGAUGAUUACAAGAAUCCGGGAUACUAUGACAUUGCAGCUCAGGAUGUUUCUGUGUGGCAUGUGCCUAAUAAUAUGGAGUUGGAACACUGGAGCCAAGGGUCCAUCCUCAGAUACCACACUGAAAAUCACUUCCUGACCCUACACGGAGGAAACCUAUUCAAGUUAUUUAUGAAAUUCCCUGUGAGGUUUGGAAUCGGCUCCUGCAACAUUGAUAAUGGACCUGCUGUCCCGAUCGUGUAUGAUAGUGGAAAUGUGGAAUCAACCAAAAAACUCUAUGGUCCUAAUUCGAGAGCAAUAUCUGAGCCUGGAUUCAUCACAUUCAGAGUCCUCAAUACUGAGAAGGCAGCCAUGGCUCUUUGUUCUGGUGUUAAACCGACUGGUUGUCACACCGAACAUUUCUGUAUUGGUGGAGGUGGACACUUUCCUGAAUCUCCUAGACAAUGUGGAGAUUUUACAAGUUUUGACUGGAGUGGCUAUGGCACUAAUGCAGAUUGGAGUGCUUCCAGAGAGAUAACUGAAGCAGCGGUGCUUCUCUUUUAUCGCUGACAGAUCAAACCUUUCUUUCCUUUGUUGUAAUCACAGUUUACCAUUUAACAGGUGGAGAGUUUUUUAAUUGCAAAAGCCGCUAAACACCAUUUCGGCCAAAAAAUGAGCUAAUGACAUUGAAUGAAUGCUUUAGGCAUGUAGUACAUGUUCAAGUAGUACAGUUUUGUUUGAAAUCAUCUAAAUCCCCGGUGAACGCCACUUGCCUUGAGAGACGUACCGCACAACCAAUCCCACCAACCCCCUCUCCCUCCGCUCUUCACUUACCGAUCGUCCCACACCCCACCGACACCCCAUACCCAAACUAUAGCUAUAUUAAACAGCAACUCCAUUUCACGAGAGACGAAGUUAAGAUGCCGUUCUUUUAUCCUGCAUGGAUGCUAUGAAGAUAAUUAAGAGACGAAAAAGAAAUCUUGCAUAUAAUUAGGAUGAAUAAAUGACAGCUCCUGAGGGACAUCCUCUUUUUUGCACACUAGGCCAACAUUGUGUUUCUUUUUCAAAAGCAAGCUAUAUGUUUUAAAAGAUAAAUAUAAUGUAUAAAACUAUACAAUAUUUAUAUUACUUCAAUAAAUUAUUUUUUUAGUAAUGGA